GCGGAGCGACAGGUCUCGGGCCCCCAGGCGGAGCGGCGGGCACCGGACCCCCAGGCGGAGCGACAGACUGGCUCGGGCCCCCAGUCGUCGGCAAGCGGCGGGCACCGAGUCGUCUGGCAAGACAGCGGGCACCGAGUCGUCUGGCAAGACUGCGGGGGCACCGAGUCGUCUGGCAAGACCAGCGGGCACCGAGUCAACUGGCGGAACAGCGGGCACCGAGUCAACUGGCGGAACUGCGGGCACCGAGUCGUCUGGCAAGACUGCGGGCACCGAGUCGUCUGGCAAGACUGCGGGCACCGAGUCGUCUGGCAAGACUGCGGGCACCGAGUCGUCUGG
This is a messenger RNA of Staurois parvus, 336 nucleotides long. The record is from the annotation of a GenBank genome assembly. Lineage: Eukaryota; Metazoa; Chordata; Amphibia; Anura; Ranidae.